AGUUAAUGCAUGGGAACCUCUUCUACUGCCACACAAUCUCAGUUCCUGCUAUAUACUCUAACAGUGGAAGAGACUGUUCGGUCAGUAGGUGACAACUGCAGAGGUAUCUUCCUUAUAACGAUGUUUUUUGAGGUUGCUGCUCCCAUCAAUCUGCUCAGUAAAAAUAGCUCAUCUUGUAAUGGAGGGGAAAGUUCCAGUCGUAGCGCUGAGAAGAGAUCAGCUGAAGAAGAAGCUGCAGACCUCCCAACAAAACCUACAAAGAUCUCCAAGUUUCGAUUUGCUGUAGGUAGUCAGACAACAAAGAAACCAUCAGCCAUAUCCAUCAAACCUGGAUCAACUAAGCCCAAGGAAACUGUUCCAACUCUUGCUCCAAAAACCCUUUCAGUAGCAGCAGCUUUUAAUGAAGAUGAAGAUAGUGAGCCAGAGGAAAGGCCUCCAGAAGCAAAGAUGAGGAUGAAGAAUAUUGGAAGGGAUACACCAAUAUCGGCUGGACCAAACUACUUCAAUAAAGGAAAGCAUGGGUUUUCUGAUAACCAGAAGCUAUGGGAAUGAA
Messenger RNA from Perognathus longimembris pacificus (Pacific pocket mouse), 553 nucleotides. RefSeq names its product PEST proteolytic signal-containing nuclear protein-like. Gene Ontology annotation, biological process: protein ubiquitination; proteasome-mediated ubiquitin-dependent protein catabolic process. NCBI's taxonomy places the organism in Eukaryota, Metazoa, Chordata, Mammalia, Rodentia, Heteromyidae. The record is from RefSeq and is a predicted model, not a curated record. The transcript has a single exon. Gene Ontology annotation, cellular component: nucleus. Bases 10 to 552 code for a protein of 180 amino acids.